AUGGUAUUAAAGCUCAAUAGCAGGAUCCUGAAGUGUCUAGGAAGGAAAACAGUCCUAACAGUUGUCGAAUGUAUCUUACACGUAUCAAAUGACCACAAAGCUCCACACAGCGGGAAACAGGGGAGUGGUCCCAGCAGCUUCCUGAGUAUCGUGCGCGCGAAACAACCUCAGUCCGGUACCUCCACCUUCUGGACCCCACUCUGGACCUCUACCCUCGCUUCUACUUCUACCUACUUCUACCCUCGCUUCUACUUCUACCCUCACUCCUACUUCUACCCUCACUCCUACUUCUACCCUCACUCCUACUUCUACCCUCGCUCCUACUUCUACCCUCACUCCUACUUCUACCCUCGCUUCUACUUCUACCCUCGCUUCUACUUCUACCCUCGCUCCUACUUCUACCCUCGCUCCUACUUCUACCCUCACUCCUACUUCUACCCUCACUCCUACUUCUACCCUCACUCCUACUUCUACCCUCACUCCUACUUCUACCCUCGCUCCUACUUCUACCCUCGCUUCUACUUCUACCCUCGCUCCUACUUCUACCCUCACUCCUACUUCUACCCUCGCUCCUACUUCUACCCUCGCUCCUACUUCUACCCUCACUCCUACUUCUACCCUCACUCCUACUUCUACCCUCGCUCCUACUUCUACCCUCACUCCUACUUCUACCCUCACUCCUACUUCUACCCUCGCUCCUACUUCUACCCUCGCUCCUACUUCUACCCUCGCUCCUACUUCUACCCUCGCUUCUACUUCUACCCUCGCUCCUACUUCUACCCUCACUCCUACUUCUACCCUCGCUCCUACUUCUACCCUCGCUCCUACUUCUACCCUCACUCCUACUUCUACCCUCACUCCUACUUCUACCCUCGCUCCUACUUCUACCCAGCCCGGAGAUACCGUGAGAAAAUAUCCGCAGUACACGGACAAACCUCACAUACCAAUAUAGCCUUCAGUGUGAACAACGCGACCCGUUCCGCCCUGUCGCUUCUCAAUGCGAUACGCUUUAACGCUUACUCAAUAUUCAACUAA
Molecule: messenger RNA, 1035 nt
Organism: Haliotis rufescens (red abalone)
Lineage: Eukaryota; Metazoa; Mollusca; Gastropoda; Lepetellida; Haliotidae
Product: prisilkin-39-like
Exons: 2
Coding region: 1-1035 (344 amino acids)
Source: RefSeq, a predicted model, not a curated record